UGCACUUUGUCCAGAAAUUUCCUGCGACUCCUGCAUAGUGUAUCUACCCUAACGAGAGAAAUUACACAAACCUUAAGUCCUGAACUUGCGUAGGUGCGUAGGAAAAGGAUCUAUGUUUUUUUGCGCCUCGUUGUAGUGCCUUGGCUGUAACGCGUCAAUGAUGGGAUGGGAUCUAACGUUCACGCAUGCUGCCGAGUUGGUCGUCUGCCAAAGCGAUGAGUGCCAAGAUAUCAACGUGGCACGUCACACGUUCAGCUGUUGACUUGUUUUCGUCCCGCUGCGCCGAAAUAUGGUUUCCCUGGUACAUACUGUGGACACAGCACACAGUGACAUGGUGCAUGAUGCACAAACAGAUUACUAUGGAACACGGCUAGCAACAUGCUCCUCGGACAAAUCUGUGAAGGUGUUUGAUUUGAAAAAUGGAACACAGAAGUUGAUAGCUGUGUUGACAGGGCAUGAAGGUCCUGUUUGGCAAGUAGCUUGGGCCCACCCUAUGUUUGGCACAGUCCUAGCAUCAUGCUCGUAUGACCGCAAGAUCAUGGUAUGGAUGGAUAUCGGUGGCACUUGGGAUAAGAUCUAUGAAUAUGGAGAUCACGAUUCAUCAGUAAAUUCGAUAUCUUGGGCACCACACGAGUUUGGACUCAUGCUGGCGUGUGGCAGUUCAGACGGAGCAGUGUCAGUUCUUUCAAUGAGUGGAGGUGGCCAGUGGAAUGCCAAAAAGAUCAACAAUGCACACGCGAUCGGAUGCAAUGCUGUGAGUUGGGCUCCGGCUAUAACGCAGCCCUUUAUCCCGGAAAGUGACGGUUCUCCCGGCACCCCCGGGAUUGCCAUGAACCCCGGAACGGUGAAGCAGUUUGUGACGGGUGGAUGCGAUAAUCUAGUCAAGAUUUGGAAAUACAUGGAACUAGAAAACGAAUGGGUUGAAGAGCAGAAACUGGAAGCCCAUUCCGAUUGGGUGCGCGACGUAGCAUGGGCGCCAUCUGUGGGGACAUCGAGAAGCACCAUCGCAAGUUGCUCUCAGGACUGUCGAGUCAUACUGUGGACGUGUGACAGUGGCUCUUGGAGCUAUAACGUCUUGGGGACGUUCGCUGAUGUCAUCUGGCUUGUCAGUUGGAACCUUACGGGAAACAUACUGGCAGUUUCUGGUGGCGACAAUAAUGUGACGCUAUGGAAAGAAGGAACAGAGGGUCAGUGGAUGUGCAUCAGCGACACAGAAAAAGACGAAGUGGACAUCCCCGAGAACGUUGGUGUCUAACGAUGUCCUCAGAAGUCAUGACUUUCAUCAUUACAUCCUGACGGUACCAUUGACUGCCACUCACGAGUACAGGAAGAAGGUUCCAAGAGUGCUUUUCACAGCAUCCGUAAUAUUUGUGUGUUUUACGAUGAUAUGGCAGCAACUAAGAUGAAAAACAAUGGAACCACCAUGUUUGCUUUUCAUCUCGGCUGUUGCCAUUCAGUCUUGCCCACUAAACCAUUCUCACACGAUGAUGAUGACGAUGAUGGUGAUGAUGAUGAUGCCUUUUAUGCCGAGACCCACAUUUCUUGUAUACAGAAGUGAAAUGAAAAUACUAGAGAUAAAUUCGCCGAUAUGGUGUCUUGUGACGUACCUGAUGAACACAUCCCGAUGGUUUUAAACGUGUACUUCACUCCCACAAAAAACAUAUCAUUUGCACAAUAUGAAAAAUCAAAAAAAUAUACAAAAAUAUGCAAAAUAUGUUCUAUUUUGUUGCAUGGAGUUUUAUGUUGUAUCACAUUCUAUUUCAUGUUCAGUCAUAUUCAUAAUGCAUAUUUUGGCAGUUGCCCAAUUUCGUGGCAUCAAUCGACGACCAUUCAGGCUUUUUUUAGUGGUCUCUAAUUUUAAUAUGCAGUGUUUUGCUUGGAUGUUUGGGAAUAGGGCUAUGCAGAGUACAGCAUGUUACUCGAUGAUUCCUGCGCUCCUUCCUUUCGAAGAUAAAUGGAUCAUACGUUAGAGAUGCAGUAAUCUUGUCAUUGUCGAGUUUUAAGAGACAAUUUACCUCAAAACAUCAACACUGCCUAAUGUCAUAUGCGUGAAUGACCAGGGUUACAUACAAUGAAUAUGUUUUACCUUACAUAGUUUAUUUUUCUGCAGCAUGCUGUUCAGGAUUGACGUUUUCGCACACUUUCUGUGUUGUAAAAAAACAUGCCUUGUAUUAACUGUUUAAUGAAUGAUGGGCAGAUGUGCAGUUUUUUACCUUUCACACAUGCAAUGUCAUUUGUGAAGACAUCCGUAUAAUCAUAUGAUAUCAACCUCGUUAACAGGACACUCGGUCUAUCUUGUGAUGCCUUUUUUCCCCCACUUUGCAGCUUAAAAUGGAAAGUAGAGCCCCGGGAAAUGGGGAUACACUAUCUCAUUGUUGUUGUUGAAAACCAACCUUGUUGCGUACAUCAAAAAUAUUUUUAUACAAGUGUGAGAUACACUUGCAUUUUAUGUAUUUGCACAACAAGAAAUAUUCAUAAUAAAUAUUUUUAUUGCUUCA
Molecule: messenger RNA, 2498 nt
Organism: Ornithodoros turicata
Lineage: Eukaryota; Metazoa; Arthropoda; Arachnida; Ixodida; Argasidae
Product: protein SEC13 homolog
Exons: 8
Coding region: 290-1255 (321 amino acids)
Biological process (GO): positive regulation of TOR signaling; protein import into nucleus; COPII-coated vesicle budding
Cellular component (GO): COPII vesicle coat; nuclear pore outer ring
Molecular function (GO): structural molecule activity; protein binding
Source: RefSeq, a predicted model, not a curated record